Amaranthus tricolor (Joseph's coat) is the source of this 597-nucleotide messenger RNA. RefSeq names its product probable 2' cyclic ADP-D-ribose synthase BdTIR. Lineage: Eukaryota; Viridiplantae; Streptophyta; Magnoliopsida; Caryophyllales; Amaranthaceae. The transcript is spliced from 2 exons. Gene Ontology annotation, biological process: signal transduction. The record is from RefSeq and is a predicted model, not a curated record. The coding region runs from base 1 to 597 and encodes 198 amino acids.
AUGCAACAUUCCAUUUUUUCCAAAUGUUUUGCUUCAUCUAGCCGAAUUCUUCGUCCUACAAUCCGCCCUUCAACCUUAAAACAAACAUGUGAUGUAUUUAUCAAUCAUAGAGGGAAUGAUACAAAACGGACUAUUGCUGGUCUUCUAUACCAACAUUUAUCUGACCUCGGAUACAAUCCAUUUUUAGAUAGUAAAAGUAUGAAGCCAGGGGACAAUCUUUAUAAAAAGAUUGACCCAGGGAUUACAAAUUGUAAGAUUGGAGUGGCAGUAUUUUCACAACGUUAUUGUGAAUCAUACUUUUGUUUGCAUGAACUUGCAUUGAUGAUGGAGUGUAAAAAGAAGGUUAUACCCAUUUUUUGGAACGUGAAACCCUCGGAGCUCAGAGUAUUAGAUAAUAGGAGUUGUACUACCAAGGAACUAGAAAGAUUUCAAAGGGCUAUUGAUGAGGCCAAAAACAUCGUUGGACUAACAUUUGAUACUUCAAAUGGAGACUGGUCCGAGUUUUUGACAAGUGCAACAAAUUCGAUCAUUCAAUGCUUGCAUGAAGCCGAAGAAGAUGCUGAGAACCUCCAUAAACAUAAAAUCACCAAAUAUUGA